This is a messenger RNA of Leopardus geoffroyi (Geoffroy's cat), 1954 nucleotides long. RefSeq names its product chromosome A2 C7orf31 homolog (gene SPMIP4). The transcript is spliced from 10 exons. The coding region runs from base 122 to 1894 and encodes 590 amino acids. Gene Ontology annotation, cellular component: centrosome. Lineage: Eukaryota; Metazoa; Chordata; Mammalia; Carnivora; Felidae. The record is from RefSeq and is a predicted model, not a curated record.
GUGUGGACAACGGCGGGAUUCCACGACCCGCAGAGGCCCACCAGCUCUGGGGAGGGCAAGGGGAGACGUGAUCCGGGGCCGCCCCCCAGGCUGAUGUCCCAGUCUGUGCCUUUCAAGAAACAUGGAGGUAAUUCAUGGCAGGCCCUACUAUUGCAGAGAGCUUGAAGGAGCUGACCUAUUGUCAAACACCUUUUACUCUAAUGAAUUGCACACUCCAUUACAAACAGCUACUCGCCCAACUGCCUCCGAGGACAGAUAUCAGGAAUUAAGGGAGUCAUUCCAACAAUGUAGACUUCCAUGGGGUGCUGACAGAGAAUAUGGUGGGGUAAUACCCAUUUCACUCCCUGAGGAGCACAGGCCAAAAUGUGAACCUCCUCAUGUCAUGGGCAAAGGACAUCAGCAUUAUGGAUUUGGUGGAGAAACCUGGCCAAGAAAACUUCCUAUUGAACAAUUCUAUUAUUUGACACAGAACAAAAAAAGUGACAUCUAUGGAAAUGAUUCUUUGAUGCCCAAACCACCUAAUGCAACAGUACAAGAAACCUGCUUCCCAUAUCCGAUUGAACACCCCUACCACACACACAUCUCACGUGGUGCCAUGUUCCCGACCUUUACAUCACCUAAGGAUCCUUACACUGGCAUUAAAGCCCGAAGCCAACGGCCGUUUCCUCCCACUGUGCCAACGAAGGCUUACGAUACGACGGUUUUGAAAACAAGAGGUAACCCUUACAGAUAUGAACUGCUUGAUUUUCCAAUGGAUUCAAAGAAGAAAGCCUUGAAUUGGCCAGGUCAGGGUGUAUAUUAUGAUUUUCCUAAAUGUGUUGGAAAGUACAAGCCAGUGUUCUACCCAAAACCUCCUAAAACCUUCGCUCCUAACACUUCUUUAAAUUCGUGGGACCCGAUUAACUCUGUAAAAGAAGCCAAUAUACAAAGAAAUCUUGAGAGGUCCCACUGGAUCACUUCAUAUGCUCAUGAUUUUACAGGUCUGGGGCCCAUGAACCCCCUUGAACUGGAUGAUUACCAUGAAAAGGAGAGAGCAGAGUUAACUGGACAGAUAGGAUUUGACCCAGAGCCUCAAGAAAAAUUCCAUCCUGUCUUAAAACCUCCAAGACCCCUAGCAGGACGAAUUGCUCGACUGAUGCAGAACCGACGGCCUCUGGAGGCUGUUGUCCAGCAGAGACCACAUUCCUGUCCAGAUUGUACCCCUAGAGUUUUGUGUAAUUUUCAUACCUUUGUACCCAGUUCUACAGAAAUGAUGGCACUUAGUGAUAACACACUGGCAGGUGUCACCCAUAAAAAACAGGAAAUUGAAGACAAGAUUAAGGAAGAACAAAGUUUGCUAUCUACCUAUGCAUCCCCACCUUGUUACCCAACAAGAGAUCUGACUAACGUUUGCGACAUAAAAAUAUCUCCAAAAAUCACAGAUACUAAGAAGAUAAAAGAUUUGUACUGGAGACAGCUGGCAUUAAAACCCCAACCUAUACCUUGCUAUAGCCCAAACCAUUACAUUCAGUAUGAGCUUCUAAAACCUGCCAUACGUGACCCGUGUACUAUGUGUCAAAACUCUGUUAGCUUUAGUAAGCCUACUAUUUUAGAAAGUAAACCAGACUUGGAAGCUUUUGAUUUCAAACAUUUUUUAAGUAAGCCAGAAGAAAGGCUGACCUUGAACACAGAAAACAAUGAGGAGACAAGACCCAUUCUGGGUUGGAUUCCUAGAGCUGGAGUGGCCAAGCCUCAGACUGACCUGCUAGGGCUUAAGAACUCUUUCUCAAAAACUGGUGCACAAAAACGUUUCCAUAAAUCAAUUCUAGAAGACCAUAAAGACCUCAGGGAUAAGGAGCAUUCAGGGAUGAAACACCAAUUCUAUGGCUAUAAUUCCUACUAUUUCUAUAAUUGAGAUUUUCAUCCUUUCCUUCAAAACCCAGCCUCUUGCAAGAAAAGUAAAAAUUUAACAGAA